AUCCACUGUUGGUUGAGUACUGACAGUGAGGUAGCCGGGUUAACCAUUUGAAAAUCCUUGUACUAGUACUUUAUUAAGGACAUUUUUUAAUGAUUAAGGACAUUUUUUUAAUGAGUUGUAUUUUGCACACUGACUCUAACAAGCCUCGAUCGCUGUAAAAUCAAGAACCAUGGGAGCAUAGGAGCAGCAGCAACAGUACAGUAUGGUCGUGCAGCUUGCGUUGAGAUUCGGGACGGGCGACGCAACAGGUUGCCUGCAUCUGCAAGAACAAGGCUGUGCCAAACCAAUCCUGCAGGCAUGCCGAGCUGCUGCUGCUGCUACUAGCUGUAGCCCGUAGCUAGCGAGCCAGGCGAUCCAAGCAGCGACAAGGCAAGAGAAGAACGCAUCGCAUCAGGAUUCAGGACUCGUUGGUUUGGGUUUUGGAGUUGGAGAGGAGAUGCAGAGCAUCAUCUCUCGUGGCGUCGCCAUGGACAUGGAGACGGAGCAGCAGCAGCAGCAAGAGCAGCUGCCGUGCCGCCUGCCCACGUGCCCACCUUGGCUCCAGGCGGCCAUUGCAGACAUUGAGCAGCGCGUGCGCGCGCUGGCGGUGAGCUUGCCGGACGACGCGGCGGCGACGGCGACGGACCACUCCUUCGCGGAGCGCGCCGAGAACUACUACCACAAGCGGCCGCAGCUGCUGGCGCUGCUCACCGACCUCCACCACCGCUACCUCUACCUCGCCGACCGCUACUCCCAGUCUCUCCUCGCCAACAAGCCGCAGCUUUUCCACGCCGCCGCCGCGUCCGGCUCCGACUGCGGCUCCUCCGACGUCGACGACCGCUCCUCCGACGCUGACAGCUCCCUCUCGUACCAGCCUCCCCCCGCCGUCAUCCAUGGGACCGUUGCUGCUGCUCCUGCCAGCAGUUGUAGCAGCAGCAUUCAUGCUGUCGACGCUGAGCUGGUCGUGGCGGAGCUGGUGCUUGCGUGGGUUGGUCGUGACAUUCUGGCCGACGAGGCGGAGCGGCGGAAGGCGGAGUCGGCGAGGAAGAUCGAGCUGCAGGGGAGCCUCCUGGAGGUGCUGGAGUCGGAGAGGCUGGUGCUGCUCGGCGAGAACGCGCGUCUCGGGUUCCGCGCGUCGGCGGCCGAGGAGGAAGCGGCGGCCGCGGCGGCGGAGCUGGGGUACAUGCGGCGGCGCGCGGCGGAGAUGGCGCGGCUGGUGGUGAAGCUCCGGGAGGACCACCGCGUGUGCAUGCUGGGGCGCAAGAUCGAGGCGCUGCAGUCGCAGGUGUACGGGCUGGAGCUGCGGAACCGGGAGUGCUACGAGGCCAUGGCGGCGUGGGAGGCGGAGCGGAAGCUGGGCAUGGCGGAGAUCGAGCGGCUGCGCGCGGAGAACAAGCGCCUGGCCGCGGAGGCUUCGACGGCGGCGGCGGCGGCGAGGCGGAAGCGGAAGGGCGGAGGCGGGUGGAUGUGGUGGGCGCGGGUGCGGAUGGCGGCGGAGUGGACGCCGUGCUCGCCGGCGGUGAGGAAGGACGGCAAGUACAACGCCGGCGGCUGCUUCUGCCUCUAAUCUGUUUGCUUCGUUUUGGCGCGGCGGUACGUGUUUUUUUGGGUCGGCAUGUGUGUUCAUUUUGCCCCUCGGAUUGUGGUGAAAUUGCGUUCAAGUAUCAACAAGGGGAUUGUGGUGAAAACUGCACUAGAGACAGGUUUAGUAUGAGACUAAUUAGCGAGAAGUGGGUAGUUUUAUCUGGCUUGUAAAAUGGAUCAGCUGCAUGUUGGUGGUAAAACUAGUCUACUGAGACUCGAGUAUAUAAAUAUUACUGGAUGUUCUAAGUUGGUAGACCUGGUGUGUAAUGUAACUGUGUGCGUGCUAUACACCCUCCGGU
Molecule: messenger RNA, 1862 nt
Organism: Oryza brachyantha (malo sina)
Lineage: Eukaryota; Viridiplantae; Streptophyta; Magnoliopsida; Poales; Poaceae
Product: kinase-interacting family protein-like
Exons: 3
Coding region: 437-1546 (369 amino acids)
Molecular function (GO): actin binding
Source: RefSeq, a predicted model, not a curated record